Messenger RNA from Nasonia vitripennis (jewel wasp), 3287 nucleotides. Its product is annotated as cleft lip and palate transmembrane protein 1 homolog. The transcript is spliced from 6 exons. Gene Ontology annotation, cellular component: membrane; endomembrane system. Lineage: Eukaryota; Metazoa; Arthropoda; Insecta; Hymenoptera; Pteromalidae. Bases 241 to 2124 code for a protein of 627 amino acids. The record is from RefSeq and is a predicted model, not a curated record.
ACAACAGUCCACCAUUACACACAGAAUCCUGUCGCGGUCGCAAUACACAGUUACAUCACGCACACGCGCGCCAACGUCAACCCGACGACGUCGCCAAGUUGCGCUGCUCCGUUUUCAUCGUCAUCACCAUUUCUUCCUCGAGUAAAAAAAGUGGCCGAAGUGACAGAACCCAUCGCAUCGUCGUCGACUCCUUGAGCGAGUCAGGAUUGAUCGUUAGCGCGGCGGAGGAGAGACACGAGGAUGGCGGGAGGAGAGGACGACGGACAGCAGGAGGCUACUAGCAACGGGGAAGUCGUGCCCGCGACCGCCGACGGCGAAGUCGAGCAGAGCGAAAACCAAGAAGGAGAUCAAAGAGAAAAGCAAAGUUAUGGCCAAUCAUUUUUUGCUAUAGCCAAAACUUUGAUCACCAGGGCUGUGAUAAUCUACUUCAUCAGUUCCUUUUUUCGGCGGGGAGCUAAUAAUACGCAAACUCCUGGAGGUGCACCAGCUGUAGCUCCUAACACUGCAUUUAACAUCUUUGCCAAUGGCACUGUAUUUGACCUAUACAUAUACCUAUCUGAAGCUGAAUACUUCAGGGAUUUUAAUGAUCCCAAGGCCAAAGUAUGGACUGAGCAUGGGUUGACUUAUGGUGACUGGUAUAGUGGUCCAGAUGGAGAUGGAAGCAGAGUUAUUACACAUUCCUUUGAACCACCAAAGAGGUUACUCAAUAAUGGCUCGAUAUACCUUCACGUGUAUGUUACGAAGAAUGGCAAAUCACCAGAUCCUUCAGCUGGAAAGAAAUUAUUUGCCGGUGAAAUGAUGUCUUAUGCUAGAAGGAUGUUGAAUAAAUUCAAAAAAAUCAAGUAUCAGAAAACGCAUAAUUUAUUGACUGGUCAAACCAAAGCUAGUGAAGAAGAAAUUAAGAAAGCUGAGCUGAUGGAUCAAGAAAUUUUAUCUCACUGGCAUCCAAACUUAACAGUAAAUUUGGUAACAGACCAAACAAAUUGGGUACAAGGUCAGGUGCCUCCACCUUUAGACGAAUACAUUGAGUUUUCUCAUAAUGGAAAAUUCUACAAACCUGUUAUAUUCAUGAAUGACUUUUGGAAUAUGCAAAGGGACUACCAACCUUUGAACGACACAAUAAAAGAACUUCAGCUACGAUUAACUUAUCAACCUCUGUCAUUGUUCAAGUGGCAGUUAUACGCUGCUCAGACAAUGAGAAAUAAAUGGACUUCAUCCCUACUAGGAGAUACACAGGAAGAGGAUGGUGAUGAUCAAGAUACUUUAAAAGAGACACUACUAGAAACAAAUCCUUACUUACUUGGUAUGACCAUUGUAGUUUCAAUAUUCCAUAGUGUCUUUGAAUUUUUGGCAUUUAAAAAUGACAUUCAAUUCUGGAAUAACCGAAAGUCUCUGGAGGGCUUGUCGGUACGAUCCGUCUUCUUCAAUGUAUUCCAAUCCCUUGUAGUACUGCUGUAUGUUCUUGACAAUGAAACAAAUACUCUGGUGCGCAUUAGCUGUGGAAUCGGCUUACUGAUUGAGAUCUGGAAGAUAAACAAAGUUGUGGACAUCAAGGUUGACCGUUCAACCAAAGUUUUAGGCAUCUUUCCAAAAUUAACCUUCCAGGACAAAGGUUCUUAUAGUGAAUCUUCGACGAAGGAGUAUGACAGACUUGCUUUCAAGUAUCUAUCUUGGGCACUCUAUCCCCUUCUGGGUGGUUACGCUAUCUACUCUCUUAUGUACCUUGAGCACAAAGGCUGGUAUUCCUGGGUGCUCAAUAUGCUGUAUGGUUUUCUACUGACUUUCGGUUUCAUCAUGAUGACGCCUCAGCUGUUCAUCAACUAUAAGCUCAAGAGCGUGGCGCAUCUGCCCUGGCGCAUGAUGUCUUACAAGUUUUUGAACACCUUUAUCGACGACAUAUUUGCGUUCGUGAUCAAAAUGCCAACGUUAUAUAGAUUAGGCUGCUUCCGCGAUGACAUUGUCUUCUUCAUCUUCCUGUAUCAGCGCUGGAUUUACAAAACCGAUCUAUCAAGAGUCAAUGAAUUUGGCUUCAGCGGCGAAAUGGAAACGCAGUUGACGGAUGAAAAGAAGAGAAAAGCUAUUGAGAACAAAGACAGUUCCAAAGAGGAUAAAAAGACGAAAUAAAUAAUUGCAGAUUUGUGCUUGUGUGCCUGUUUUAUGUACGAAAGAUCGGUAAGUUGGGUUGUUGCGAAAUGGUUUAAUGUUAAAUCAUUAGCUAAUGUGUUUCUUACCUGGGUGAAAUGUUUCAUUGAUACAGAACAUUUUUCAUGAAAAUAUGCAUUUGUUCAUAUAUCCUGUUAUGAACUAGUAAGGUACUUGAAUUUGAAAAAUAAGCUUUGAAAAAAAUGUAUCAAAUAUCCAUUUUUUUCAUUCAUAAUAUUCUUGUGAAUAAUAGACUGAAAAUUAAAUUGCAUAAUAAUCCAAAUUUUUACAAUUUCAUAAUUAAAAAUGUCAUUUUGUUAACAUAAAUAAAAUUUCUUAAUACCAAUGAAAUGUCUUCACCAGGACACUUAACAAAGUAUUACUGGUAUUUUUGUGUAGAAUAUUCUAUGGUUUUAACGAGAUUAGCGCGUGUUUAUGAACGUGAGCAUAGAGUGCAAUAAAUAACUGAAUCAUCUUUGAGUUAAAAAACGUCAAGUUGUUGGUAUUGCUUUGUUUCAUUUUUGUUUAUAUUUGACUGUCUUUUAUACACAAUAAAUAUAAAGUGCAUAAAUGUAUUCUUCACACUCAUAUACCAGAUGCUUUGUGAAUGUGAGUACAAGUGAUCGCGCAAACAUGGGCGCAUAUACGUGUGUAUAUUAUAUUAAGCUAUGGAAUUGAAGUGAAAUAGGGAAAAAAAAUGUUGGUGUUUAAAAAAGAGGGAUAGUGAAGAUCGAUGUAAAAAAUACUUACGCGAAUUAAGACAAGUAUUUGUUAUCUGUGAAUUAUAAAAGAAAAAAAUAUCUAUGAAUAGUAAAAUAUGCGAGUCAGGCUUCCAGUUCAUUGGCGAUUAAUUUUGCAAUGAAUUGUUUGUCAAUGGCAUUGAGUGUGUUAAAACAACUCAAUUAACUAUAUAUAAAGUGUUGAAUCAGAUCUAACCGUUUUUAGAAAUUAAAAUCUUGUUAAUAUCUAGUUAAUAUAGUUGUUUACACGAAGAAAGUGUAGUGUAGCUUCUUAAGUAGUGACAAUUCAAUAAUCGAAAUUUUAAUUUUUAAAAACCAAUUGAUCUGUUUUAUACCAAAUUAUCAAGAAAUCUGUUGAAAACCCAAUGUUUUUCAUAUCCAUUAAAAAACUUUUCUCUGUUUUCA